UACAUGUCCUCAACAGCAAUGACCAGAAAACCAAUUUCAGAUUUAGAAACAAAACGGGUCUACUGAGAACAUCAUCUCAUCCUCUGGUGGUGUGCUUCAGCAGGACCUUCAAUGAUGUGUCAAGGCUACGUCCAUUUUUUCAGUGCAGGAGCGUGGCGAUGACACGGAGGCAGAGGAUAGGACGCAAAAGUCCACCUUCCCAUAUCAACAGAUGACACCAUAGGAGUGAGGAUGGGUUGCUUAUUGUAUCCUUGUCGCUUCAUGAUUCGCCAAGUUCAAUUCCAUGUCACAGUUUGUUGGAAAUAUUGAAUAUAUUUAAUGUUUACGUUUGUUGCCCCUGUUUGUUUUUGUUUUGCCUAAAUAUAGUUGUGAGUUUGACCCCCUUUAGGUGAUAUGUACACAACUUUUGGCAAGAAUACUAUCACCUUUGUUACGUUCAGCAAGACCUGCUAGCAUGGUGACAAAUGUCAUCCAAGUAACUGCAGGUGGAAGAUUUUGAGUUUGGAGAAGCAGAUUGUUUUGUUAGUUGGUAAUACAGAUUUAAGAGGAAAUACGAAGGACGGUGGGAAGGAACUAAAGAAGGGAAAGAUGCUGUAGUUUCCCGGAAAAUCAGAGAAAUAUUUCUUCAUGAUCAGUUUUAGAGUUUCUCUCUGAGCUCCUGGGCGCUAUGCAAGUAUAGAAGGGGUCACAUGUGGCAGCCGUUGCAAAGGUCUGCACGAUGACUUGCAUAGUUCUUUCAGUGGCUUGACUGAAACAAGCCAAAAAUACUUUCACAGUAAGUUAAAGUGAUGACAAAGAAGGAGGUCCCCGGCGCAGACGUCCUUUCAGCUAUCAAAGGCUUUGAUACAGAGCCAGUUGGCUGAGUGAAAGCAGACAUAAUUAACAUAGAAAAAGCAAUUACGUCAGAAAAAAAGCAAUUCAUAACGGGUCAAUCUGAAUCACUGAUUUGGCAUUGUGGUGUUAAUCAGCUCUUCUCCUGACACCACAGACUAAUAAAUGAGCCACAAUUGACUGUCAUGUUUUAAACAUGGUGACAUAGUUGUUGUGCUACAUUGUUUCAUUCCUCAGGUGACAAAGAGACGCAGGUGUUUUCUCUUCCUUCACUCACACUGACCAGGCUCAGCUGGUCGAGCUCCAGCCUGUGGAUGUGUUGGACAAUAAUACACAAAUAACCACGCACACACACACACGCACACACACAGUCAAUGUUCUUAUGUUUUGUGGGGACCUGUCAUUGACUUUCAUGCUUCCCCUCACCCUAAACCUUAUCAUCCAAAACAAAUGGAUAACCUGAACCAGGAGUCUGAACCAAACGCCCAAUUAUAGUUUUUAUCCUCAAAUUGAGGCGUCAAUCCCAAUGUUUCAACAUAUUUUUGUUAAAGAAAAAGAAAAUGAAACUUUUUGCCCAUUUCCAAUGAGUUAUUUUGUGAUUAUUGAGAGGAGAAUGCACCAUGAGAUGACAUUAAAAAUCCAAAACAUCACAAAACAAGCAACACACUCUGACAGCUGACAGUUAACAACUGAUCAUGGACUUAUUCCUGAUUUCCGUUUCCUAAUUUUCUUCGCAUCCCGACCUCACCACUAAACAUAUCUCACUUAAUAAUAAUGUCCUCUGCCAUUUUUUUUUGGACCACUAUGUGUACGGGUGAUGUGGUAUCCGGUGGAGUCACUGUUUACCCAUAAAACCUGUUUCUACAGCAAAAAGUCGUAACCUCCUAUUAUCGUAUGCAGACAAAUCCACCUCCGCCAAAUGUAAAAACAUAACAUUACCAUCAUGUUUAUUUUUGCUGUUUGUGAAAAUGUGAAAAAAAAUUGUGUGAAUAACAACGAUGCAAACAUUUCAUUAUCACCAUAGUGCUUUCCCCAGGCUCACACCCUAAACCUCACCAUCCAAAACAAACAGCUAGACUUAACCAGGACCUAGCCUAAAUUUAAAUUCUGUUCUGUUAUUUUGAAGUUUUAAUCCACAAAGAUGAGGCUUAACCUUAACCUCGUAAAACGUUAUUAAAACGUAAACGUAAACGUAAUUAUUUGAAGAAUUUGCCUCAAAAAUUGUCCCCUUUGUACGUUUCAGUUCUCAAUGGCUUUGUGAAUGGCGUGCCUCUGGUCAUGUGACUGACAGCUUGCUCUCCUGUCUGAACACAAAACAUGGUGGAUAUCUGUUCUAUUUUUGCUCUAAAUUGUGAGAUUUUCAAACAAUGAAAUUGUUGAAUUUUGAUCACAUUUCCAGCAAAUGUACACUUUGUUUUCAUAUUAUCCGCUCGGUGUAGAGUAUUUUUGUGGUGCUUCGUUUGAUGUCUGACACCUCACAGUGGUACACGCCAGUGCUUCUUCUACUGACUGACAGAAGCAACGCGGAGUCUUCUGGAGGCUGGUGACCCAUCUGGUAAAAGGCUCCACUCUCAGGCAGGUGCUGUCGGUGCAGAUGUGUGAUGUGGUGCACGAGAUCGAGCUGGAGAAAGAGCGCUGUGAGAACAACACCGGUGGAAACCUCACCUCAGGGUGUCAAGGGAUGUGGGACAUCAUCGCCUGCUGGCCACCAGCCAAACUGGGGGAGGUGGUCAUCAUCACAUGUCCAAAUUACUUCAGUUACUUCAGUGACCAGCAGAAAGGUAACCUUUCGAAAACCUGCACAGCAGAUGGCUGGACGGAGAUGCACCCUAUCGACAUCGCAGUCAACUGUGGCUACAAUCUCAACAGCACCGAUGAUCAGGGCAAGUUCUUCUGGCAAGUAAAGAUCGGAUACACCAUCGGACACAGUGUUUCUCUGGUCUCUCUGACAACAGCCAUCGUGCUCCUCUGCGUCUUCAGGAAGCUUCACUGCACUCGUAACUACAUCCACAUUCACCUGUUUGUCUCCUUCAUCUUGAAAGCCAUUGCUGUUUUCGUCAAGGACGUGGUGCUGUACGAGGUCGGGGAAGUGGACGACUGCUCAUCCGGCUCGGUGGGCUGCAAAGCUGUGAUUGUCUUCUUCCAGUACUGUAUCAUGGCCAGCUUCUUCUGGCUGCUGGUGGAAGGCCUCUAUCUCCAUGCACUGCUCGCCGUCUCCUUCUUCUCUGAGAGGAAAUAUUUCUGGGCUUACAUCCUGAUCGGCUGGGGGGGUCCGACCAUUUUCAUCACAGCUUGGAGCGUUGCUAAAGCCUAUUAUAAUGAUGUCGGGUGCUGGGACAUCAUAGAGAACACUGAUGUGUUCUGGUGGAUCAUAAAAACACCCAUUUUGGCCUCAAUCCUGAUGAACUUCAUUCUCUUUAUCUGCAUCAUUCGAAUACUCCGUCAGAAGAUCAACUGUCCAGAUAUUGGAAGAAAUGAGUCCAACCAGUACUCGAGGCUGGCAAAAUCAACUCUGCUGCUGAUUCCUCUCUUUGGAAUCAAUUUCAUCGUGUUUGCGUUCAUCCCAGAGCAGGUGAAAACAGAGCUACGCCUGGUUUUCGAUUUGAUUCUGGGGUCAUUUCAGGGAUUUGUGGUGGCAGUUCUCUACUGUUUCCUUAAUGGAGAGGUGCAGGCAGAGGUGAAGAGGAAGUGGCGGCGGUGGCACUUGCAGAGAUACAUGAGCUCAGACACAAAAUAUCAGCAUCCGUCUAUCGGCAGCAGCAACAACUUCAGCACACAGAUCACCAUGUUGACGCGGUGCAGCCCCAAAACUCACCAUGGUUCCUCCUCAUGUCAUGAUGACGUGUCGUCCAUUUGACUCCCAGUCUGUGGCACAUGAACAUUCCCUCUUGCCAUGCGUCCUCUGGAAGUCAAAACAUGGACUCAUUUUGUUUCACGCAGUCAGAGGAGCCAACGUCAGACCACGGGAGACGAUACAUCAUUUCACUCUCCCGAAGCCCAUCAGGAUGGUAGUCAUCUUCUUAAGUGUUGCUUCUCGUGAGUGGGUGCACAUGUUCAUGUAACCUAAAGGUGGAUUUGAGGCUGACUUGUAAUUAAAUGGCCUGUGUGAUCAGACACCAACAGCGGCAAAAGCUAGCCAUUAUUUAGGCGUGGACACGUGAAUGACAGCAGCAUACGUUCGAUCCUUGCAUACGUUCUAAUUUCCAUUAGAACAACACAGAAAAUCCCCUCAUUUAUAUUCUGCUAAUGAGCCGCCGAGGCGAAAUGAAAGACAGUAUCAGUGGUUUAAGAUUUGCAUUUGGUGCGACAAGAGUCAGGCUUUUCUAAUCUUACGCCGAAAUUACGGCAUCAAUCGAUACGAUGUGUUUCACCAGAAGGACAAAUAAAUAAUAGUAAAAAAUAAGAAACUGCUCAUUACCAAGCCGUGACGUGGAGUCCCAAAUUUCCUUUCAUUUUCUUCCUCAGCGCAAUAUUGUCAAUCUUGUCUGACAAGAUCAUUGCAUCCUGUUGCUAAUAAACCAAUAAACCUCAGUGUCAAAGUGAGCAGCAACGUGAAGAAACCACGGGCCAUAUGAGGCCUUUUAACUGCAACUGUGAGCCCAGCUUGAGUUCAUAUUAAACGCGAGGUAAUUCGAUCGAUGUUUUCGGGCCUCAGUGAUUGAGCUGCAGCCCCACAACAAGAAGGAUCAGUUCCACUCAGAGGCAACUCUGGGUUUCUAGGGAACCUUAUGAGCACCAUGUGCUUGAGAGCGUUUCCUGUGGGCGCAGCCCAAAAACAUGUAAAAGUUAAUCGGUCACUGUGCAUCUGGUUGCUCUCAAGUUUCCCUGCCAAGGACUAACAACUUGUCCGGGAUGUCCUCCAUCAUCACAGCCUCAUGGUAGUAAACAUGUGCCCGAAUGAUCAGAGUCACUGCCAAACCCCCUGUUGACUGACAAAAAUAUUUUAACUCUCAUUGCAACUGCCUGUCAAAUGUAUUACCCAACUGGCAAACCAUUUUGUUUGUUAUUUAACUAAACUGACCCACUUGGUCCUCUAUGUUCAACACAGUAUUUCUUGUAUCAUUUAUUUAUUGUUUCCAUGCAGGGUAUAUAAUGAUGAGGUGAGACUGUAAUAGCUUGGAUCAAGAUGUUUCAGUGAAUCGAAAAAAGAAAAAAAAAGCCCUUUGCUGCACUGUCACUUAAGGUCGCAUCUUUUGUGACCAGCACUUUUUCAGCCUGUGUAUUUAUUGUUUUGAUCAGUUGCCAUUGGCUGCAGCCAAAAAUGUUUUUAUCAUUAUCAAACAAAUUCAAUCCUCUCGAUCUCGAUGAGUCUUGCCAGGACUGUAAUGAUCAUAUUUGGAGAACAUAAACGUUUGACCGUUUAGUGAAAUAUUGCCUAAGUGGGCAUUAGCUUAGUGCAUAGACUGAAGUCGUGUCUACAAAGGUUGUGUCAUUCCUGUUUAAUCGUGUCGUGUGGAAACUUCGUCAUUUUAUCGGACCUGACGUGUCGCGGGAGGCCAACUACAGAGUGAAGCGAAGCGACUUGACAAUGACUGCUGGCCCUGCCACAUCUAUUCCCUCGCUGUGCUUUUCAGGUGUAGUGACACGCGUGAUCAAGCUAGCAACUAUAAGUAUCUCUCUACUCGCCACUGUCACUGACAGCUGUGGGAGUUUAAAUGUGAGAAGUCUUAAAUGACAAAUUACACAAACUGACUUUUAGUUUCGCUUGUUACCUUGGCAGAACACAAACAAGAAAACAUUUAUUUGUUAUACUAAUACUAUACAACUAUGUACCACUAACAGGCCGCGAGCUCACAUUUAAUACACGCCCGCAAAGCACUUCCUGUAUUUGGUCACAAUUUCACCAUGUAAUCUCAAUAAUAACUUACUGAUUUAAAUGUUUGAUGUCGCAGAGCAUUCCUCACAUGGUGGUGAAUGUAAAAUGUGUAAGCAGUUCAAAACCAGGUGCUUUUGUACAUAUCACGCCUGUUGUUGUAAUGAUGUUUUUCCUCCUCGUGAACUGGCAGGAUAAUCCUGUGCGAAAGGAAUAAUAUUGUUUGCAGUUAUUAUGAUGGAAGCUGAAGGAGGAACUGUGUCUUAUCUAUUUAUAUUUUAGUACAUAUGGAAUAUUUAUUUGACUAAGAUGUCAGACUUACAAAUCAAUGAUAAUAUUUCCAUCACUACUGUCUGCUGUCACAGUAAAUAAUGUAUUUGUUUCUGAUAAAAUACUGCCAUCAACUAACCAGAACAGACUGCAAUAAAACUGGAAUGACAUGAAAACAGCCCUCUGAUGUUUAAACUGGAUAUUGUGUUUGUUCACGUGUACUGUGACUCUGCUGUAGGAAUGUACAGUCGUUACUUAUCUGUGAACACAUAAAUCGACGCUUCAUUUUGAUACAAGGUGCUUUGUGAUUUUUUUCAUAAAAUGCAAAUAAGAGUGGGUUAUUGUUCAGCAUGGAAAUAGACAGUGCA
This is a messenger RNA of Synchiropus splendidus (mandarinfish), 6282 nucleotides long. RefSeq names its product vasoactive intestinal peptide receptor 1b (gene vipr1b). Gene Ontology annotation, biological process: adenylate cyclase-modulating G protein-coupled receptor signaling pathway; cell surface receptor signaling pathway. Gene Ontology annotation, cellular component: plasma membrane. NCBI's taxonomy places the organism in Eukaryota, Metazoa, Chordata, Actinopteri, Syngnathiformes, Callionymidae. The record is from RefSeq and is a predicted model, not a curated record. The coding region runs from base 2426 to 3688 and encodes 420 amino acids. The transcript has 14 exons. Gene Ontology annotation, molecular function: vasoactive intestinal polypeptide receptor activity; G protein-coupled peptide receptor activity; peptide hormone binding.